This is a messenger RNA of Erinaceus europaeus (western European hedgehog), 5368 nucleotides long. RefSeq names its product chloride intracellular channel 5 (gene CLIC5). Bases 252 to 1010 code for a protein of 252 amino acids. The record is from RefSeq and is a predicted model, not a curated record. Lineage: Eukaryota; Metazoa; Chordata; Mammalia; Eulipotyphla; Erinaceidae. The transcript is spliced from 6 exons.
CCCCCUGUCUCCCCUCCCUGCCUUGUCUCCUCCUGGCUUCUUUCCUUUUCAUGUGAUCGGUCAACCGGGACACUGGUCUCGUAGACACCGCAGUCCGGGACUUGAGAAACAGAUUGGGGUUAAAAAAAAAAAAAAUCAAAAGCGGAGCGGAAGAAGGACGGUGCUGAGUAGGACAGAAGCAGAGCACAGUCUCAGGCACCGCAGAGGUGGCCCCCCCACGGCCCGGGACCUUGGCCCCGGGCGCCAACGGCAUGACUGACGCGGCAACUGCUAACGGGGACGACAGGGACCCCGAGAUCGAACUCUUCGUGAAGGCUGGAAUCGAUGGAGAAAGCAUUGGCAACUGUCCCUUCUCUCAGCGUCUCUUUAUGAUCCUCUGGCUGAAAGGAGUCGUGUUCAACGUCACCACUGUGGAUCUUAAAAGAAAGCCAGCUGAUCUGCACAACCUGGCCCCAGGCACCCAUCCGCCUUUCCUGACAUUCAAUGGGGACGUGAAGACUGACGUCAAUAAGAUCGAGGAGUUCCUGGAGGAGACCUUGACCCCUGAAAAGUAUCCUAAACUGGCUGCAAAACACCGGGAAUCCAACACAGCAGGCAUUGACAUCUUUUCCAAGUUCUCAGCCUAUAUCAAAAACACAAAGCAACAGAACAAUGCUGCCCUGGAGAGAGGCCUGACCAAGGUGCUGAAGAAACUCGAUGACUACCUGAACACCCCCCUGCCAGAGGAGAUUGAUGCCAGCACUCAAGGGGAUGAAGACAAGGGGUCCCGGCGCAAGUUUCUAGAUGGGGAUGAAUUGACCUUAGCUGACUGCAAUCUUUUGCCUAAGCUCCAUGUGGUCAAGAUUGUGGCCAAAAAAUACCGCAACUACGAUUUCCCCGCUGAGAUGACAGGCCUGUGGAGGUACCUCAAGAAUGCCUAUACCCGGGAUGAGUUCACAAACACCUGCGCUGCCGACAAAGAGAUUGAAUUAGCCUACGCAGAUGUAGCCAAGCGCCUCAGUCGAUCCUGAGCACAGCCAUCUCACCCUAUUGCUGCUACAGGACUAAGCUUUCCCUAAAGGACUCUGGCUUCACAGACUUUUCUCCCAUGUUGCUUCAGGAAACAUUUUUUUUAAUUGGGCUACAUCUUGCAGGCAUCAUCACAUCUUGUUGGCAUCAUUGGAAAUUCAGCCUGCUGUCUUCUGCUAAAUUCAAUGUCAUCUCUGUCCGGUCACUCAGGAUUCUAGUAGCAGAAAUGAUGGGCACAGUAAAGCUCUCAGCUUUCAGGCCCAAUCCAGGUUCAGCAUAUUUGGGGUCAGUGUUAGAGAAAUCAUCACUGUCCCUUCUGCCAACAUCAAACUCUCUACAUAAGCAACUUGCAACAUCCUACCUUCUUCCAUCUGCCUCUGUCAGCAACUCCAAAGCCAAGGUCAGAUGCCAUCUGACUUCAUAUUGGGAAGACAUCCACUGCUGUGUUACCUGAGAUGGAGUGGAAUGAGGAGCACAAAGCUGGCUUUGGAUUUAAGCACCUGGUAAACAGUGUGCUUAAGUGGCUUUCUACUCUCGGACACUCCUGCCCUUAGUCACUGAAGCCCAAAUUGGAAAAACACUUCAGACAGUUUCCAUUUACUGUAGAGAUGUAAAUAUUGAGAAGGUAUCAUGCAGCUAACCUUGGCUUUUAUGCUGCUCAGGCCUUUCCAGGAAAGAAAAUUGCAACUUCAAACUGGGUAACUGGGAAAAGCAGGGGUAAGGAAGCAGUGUUGAUGCCAAAAGGCCCACAGGGGUCUACUAGCCAUGGGGGUUGCUUGGUUAGGGGUAGUUUAUUUCAUCAGUGAUUACAUGCCAUGUCAGGGUUUGGCUGUGUUUAUCCAGGAGUGAACUGUGUUCUUUGGGAAAAUUGUUGGGAGGUGGAGGGAUGGGUAAAGAUCAAACAGUUUUUAUGAGCCUUGAAGUUCCCUGGGAGUCUUUUAGACAGGUCUUGCUCAUGAUCCAGCUGAGCAGAAGCCCGAAACCUGGCCAACAAUGACUUUUCAAUCUCUUUACAUCAGUUUUGGAGGCAGGACUGCCAGCGGGGUGCUCUCAGGUAGCCAUUCUUGUUUGAUUCAACUCCAGCCUCUCAUGGAUAAGAAUACAUUUUUAGAAGAGAAACAAUUGUGAAAUUAUCUUAGGAGUGAAGUCCAUGGCAUCAUAUGGUCUGAACUUAAAGGAAAAUAUAUAACCAGCUGGGUGAAUUUUACUACCAUUGACUCAAUAGACAGAUGAAAAAAGAAAAAAAAAAUAAAGCAGGGAGACUAGCUCACAUUUCACUCCUGAGUCACUAUAAUUCUUUGUGUUGCAUUUCCUUAAAGCCUGCCUGUGUUUGAGCAUAGACAUCUCUUUAGAAUCUAUGAGAAUUGAAGUAAUCAACUGCCUAUCCCAGGGCAUAUACCCUUGAGAAAAGUCACCCAUCACUGGCCCAUGCCUUCAACAAUCCUCUCUUAUGCGCUGCUUGCUAGGAUAGGGUGAGUCUCACAAGGGUUGGGAAGUCCCAGGACUUGCUUUAUUUCUCAAGUGAGGGUCCUUUCCAUAGAAACAUCAACAACUGUUAACCCCAAAUUUAACCCUGGACCUACCUGCCUCCAGGGAUCUCUGAAGAAGAAAAGUGAUCCAUUGCUCAGAACACAGAGUGGGAAAGCAGGAGGUCUACUUAGCCCAUUGAAGAGAAUUAGAUUUCUUAGGGAGGCCUUGUAUAAGCUUGUGAGCUUAGACAAAGCAGAAUGAAUUGACUCAUUCCCACCUCUCUAGGAACCUCUCCACAGGCUCCUUGGAAAGUUUGUCCCCAGAGGUACUUACAAAGGACAAGUGGUGAGUUCUUUUCUUUUUUUUUUUUACUAUAGGGAAAAGCCCCAAACUGGUCUCCUGGGAAGUGGAGGCUUGAGUGGUCCCCAAAAGCCUUUUAUUUAGUGUAAAAUCAUACUGACCCCCAUAGUCUUCCCCUAAUUCUAGCAGUACAAGCAACAUGACCUAAAAGAGGCUGCUUUCCAGAGAGACCCUUCGGGACACUAUUCUGGAAGCAAGUCUGUUAGCAGUGCUAGGUGUGACAGAGAAAAUAAGCAAACUACACCCCACCCCUGCUGCCGCCCCCCAAAAUUGCCCUAAUGGCAAAAAUUUUUGUCCCGAUUUGAUUUUUUCAGCAAUUGACAAAUCCUUAAAAAGUCUGUAGAUACAAAGAAGUUAAAACCAAAUCAUACUGUUGCUUCUUCUCUGUGUUAGUUUUACCUUCGUAACAACAAUAAAGCAUGGGGUGUGAGAGGAAGGGCAGUUAGCUGAUCAACUAUAAUCAUUUAAAAGAGGGUGAGAGUUAUAGAAAGAAAGUAGGGCUAGACACUUUAUUGAGGAUUGUAUUUUUUUCCAUUGUAGCAGUAGGUUAUCAUAUAGUGCAAGCAGCUAUUGACCGAGAGCUUUAAUAUCUUGUGACCAGAUCUAUCAGAUGAUUUUUAAAUAAUCAUAAUAAUGUUUCCUCCUAAUUACUUCUUUUUUUUUUUUUUUCUCUAGGCCCUUCAUGCUCUCUUGGGUUUGUUUGGCCACAGUCUUGGCAUAUACAAAGCAAAUCAUUUCCCAGAGACAGUGUGGUGAGAUCCUUAGGAUUUCCUAAGUAUCAAGCCAGAAAGUACUAAAGGUUUGUAGCUUGCCCCCACACUCCAGAGCUUUAUGUUUUAAAGACCUAAGGUAAUUUCUUUCCUUUGGUCUUAAAUAUCAGUAAUCUUGAAUAGCUAUUAAUACAGUAGAAAGCACUUGGGUGUCACAGAAAGGAGAUUCAUUUGGGUUGAGAUUCUUUUUUCUUCUAGAUUUCUUUCUUUUGACCUUCACUGUGUUUUAUGGGGCACACAGUGUGAGGAAAAGACAGAAACAAAUAUCGAACCAGGAUGGCUACAUACAAUUUACUCACCCACUCAGUAUUGUCUGCCUCUCAGGAUGGUCAGAAAUGUAGUUCUAUGCACUGGGAUUAUACUUGAAAAGUGAAGAAACACUCCAUCCAUUUGUUUGGUUGUACAAUCUCAGACUCAUUGCAGCUUCCCAGGAAAUGGUUCUGUUCUAAUCCCCUAAGUUCACCUAAAGUGUUUGUGGUGAUUUAAUUUUUUUUUUUUUUUUAAAUCAGGAAAAGCCUAUGAGUGAGGUUUCUUGGGCUACAUUUUCUAGCAUUUGUCAAAUGAAACAACAAGUUCUUCCCAAUGGCUACUCCACAGAUGAGUCCAAGAGUUGUUGCAAAAUAGAUCACACCUGCAAUAUAACUUGAAGAUGUACUAGUCCCAGGGGUGAUUAAGACUGGACUAAUAGAAUCAAAGACACUGGGUCAGGAAGGUGAAAGUCUAUCAACGAAGGGUUUUCCUUCCUGAGAAAAUAAACUAUGUCUAAAAUGAAAUAGCUCUAGAGGCAGCAAGUGACCAGUAGGCACCUCUGUGUUCACCCCUGUUCUUACAGAGCAGGAGCCAUUUCAACUGGUUAGUCAGUCAAGAUGCUGGUGCCUCCCUUCUUGGAAAGAUGAACUUUAAAAUAUGUUUAAAACUAAGUUCAAUGAAUCCUAAGGGAUCACUUCCUUGCUUUUUUGUCGAGAAGUCAACAGAAACUUAAGCACUAGAGAAAGAAGAAUCCUGGCUCUGACAUCAGAACAGAUAUGAUUACAUCAUUGGCUUAUGGCCAUUUUUUUUUUGUACACAUCCAUUGCUCCUUAAUACUCAGAUCAAAUAAGCCAUGCCUUUCUCAUGAAUGCGGAUGCCUCUCCUUUUGUAAAUAUUCUUCUCCCAGUUUGGUACACUUUCAUCUCAGAAUUAGUUAUGAUUCAAAGUGUAAAUAAUUUUACUUAAAAAUUGAUUGGAUAUUCCUCUCUCCAAUGAAAAUUAAAGAUUGUUUUAUUAUGAAGUUGAGCUAAUGUCUGUUGCUAUAAAAGCAUCAUAUUAUUAUUUUUUUUGCAAAACAUAAUUUUAAGGAUCCAAUUAUCUAAAGCAUUUUAUGUUGAGAGAUUUUGCAAUAUGGACUAUGCAUCCAUUUAAAAUAUAAAAUAUAAUAUACUCAGCUGAUAAUUUGACAUUUUCUUUUUCUUACUACUUAGCUGUCCCAUUUUGUAAAAUGGGGAUGAAUUAACUACUCUAGCAAAAGACGUCUAACUUUGAUAAAACAAACAUUUCAUUUUACAAAGAUGCACCAAAUGACGGUUACUUAAUUUUCUCAUGACCUUUAACUGUGUUCAUAAUACAACAGAACUUGCUUUCAAGCCUUAAUAAAUGUAGAAUGCCUCUUAACAAAAAUAUUGCUGAGUUUGUCUUCAUGGAUCUGAACCAGUUAUAAACCUGUUUUCCAGUCUUGAUUGGUAUUGACUGAUUCAAAUAAAGUUGGUUUACUUUCAAAUAUU